UGAGGUUCAACGCCAAGUGAAUUCUCCCGCCGUUGGAUGGACGGACACAACGUCAACCACAUCUCAAUCAACGUGCCAUCCACAGCACCGCCAAGAACACACACGACAACGAGCCAGCGAGUAGCAUGCACCAGCCCACGUCCCCCACGGCCGCCCACAUCCACACCCACGAACCACAUGGCAUCCUCGACAAGUUCCGGUCGACAAAGCGACGGCUCAUUCAGCAGGCGCUGACCAAGAUGGGCAAGGCCGAUUGCUCGGACGAUAGCGAGUAUCAGGUGCUCCGUGACCGCCAGCUUGAGCUCACAUCGAACGUCGAGCACGUGUUUGUCCACAUGAAGAGCUUUGUCACCAACUUAGUCUCAUUAGGAUACGCAUGCACGUUACUAGGCGACGACAUGACCAUGAUCCGAACGGACCUCGCGACGAGAGACGCCAUCCAUAGCCAGGCAUACGGCGUCAAGACCACGAGUGGCGGGGACGACUUUACCAAGUCCAUGGCACUCAUCGACGCGACGGCGAGAGAGCUCGCGGGCUCGAUGCUAUCCGCCAACGUCAUCGUGGAUGUCCAGUGCAAGUUGGAUGAACUCCAUCAGUUCAAGAAAGAACUCGAACACCGUGAAAACCUCAAGCUGGACUACGAUUCGGCCGUGCGCAAGCUGCGCAAGGCGCGUGAGAGUCGAGAGGCCGCCGACGUCCUUCGACGAGAUGAAAAGCUCAAAGUGGCCCAAACCAAGCUUACUCAAGCCACCGAGAUCAUGGUGGCCAAAAUGAAGGAAUAUGAACUUGCGCGCCCGACGAUGCUGCAAAAGGAGCUGGCCGAGUUUCGCCAAAUGCAAGCCAAGUUCUUUCAACUGUGUGUGACUUCGUUCGCAGGUAGCGCACUUCCUCCCAUGAGCGCCAAGACCGACCAAACCUCCCAUGCCGAGGCAGUCAAGCCGUCAGCCGCGUGGAACUGAGCGAUGGGCGUCGUUGGCAAACCCGUCUAACGAGAUCAACCAGAGUGUCUUGCGCCCAUGCAAAACAACUUGUUCAUGGGCC
This is a messenger RNA of Aphanomyces invadans, 1041 nucleotides long. RefSeq lists its product as hypothetical. The record is from RefSeq and is a predicted model, not a curated record. The transcript has 6 exons. Bases 126 to 959 code for a protein of 277 amino acids. Gene Ontology annotation, molecular function: protein binding. Gene Ontology annotation, cellular component: cytoplasm. Lineage: Eukaryota; Oomycota; Saprolegniomycetes; Saprolegniales; Verrucalvaceae.